Messenger RNA from Fusarium coffeatum, 1545 nucleotides. RefSeq lists its product as uncharacterized. NCBI's taxonomy places the organism in Eukaryota, Fungi, Ascomycota, Sordariomycetes, Hypocreales, Nectriaceae. The record is from RefSeq and is a predicted model, not a curated record. Gene Ontology annotation, cellular component: membrane. Gene Ontology annotation, molecular function: transmembrane transporter activity. The coding region runs from base 1 to 1545 and encodes 514 amino acids. The transcript has 2 exons. Gene Ontology annotation, biological process: transmembrane transport.
AUGGCAGACACUAAGAUUCAAGAUACAGAGGACGUCAAGAAGAUCCAACCCUUCGACAAUGAAGACCCAGAGGCAGAUAUCAAGCCCGGUACCAUCACAGACCUUGAUGAAGCAGAGCUCUUCCUUCAACAACAUGGCAUCCCGCACUCUCGUCUGAAUGAACUCAUGUCCGAUGAGGCAGCUCUCAAGAAACUCCGCAGAAAAGUCGAUUGGACUCUCAUGCCUCUUCUUUGCGGUACCUACCUCCUCCAGUACGUCGACAAGCAAGCUCUCGGCUACUCAGCCGUCUUCGACCUCUUCACAACAACGGGCAUGACACCGGAUGAAUACUCAUGGAUGGCAUCAAUCUUUUACUUCGCCUACUUAGUCGCCGAAUGGCCAGCAUCCUACCUCACCCAGACAUUGCCUACCGGCACAGUCGUAAGCAGCUUUGUUAUCAUCUGGGGCUCCAUUCUCUGCCUCACCGCCGCAUGCAACAACUUCACCGGUCUCGCCAUCUGCCGCUUCCUCCUCGGUGCCUUCGAAGCCGUCAUCACCCCCGCAUUCAUGCUCAUCGUAUCGCAAUGGUUCCGUCGCGAGACUCAGCCCUCCCGUGCAGGUCUGUUCUACUGCUUCAACGGCUUCGGCGCCAUGUUCGGCGGAAUCAUGUUCUUUGGCGUCGGCCAGGCCAAGGGCUGGGAUGUGUGGCGCACAAUUUACGUGCUCUGCGGCGGACUGACCAUUUGCUGGGGCAUCGUGCUGUUCUUCUUCCUGCCGAACAACAUCCUGACUGCUAAGCGGUACACUAUUGAGGAGCGGGCUAUGCUUAUUGCGCAGAGCGCGAGGAACAAGACUGGUGUGUUCAACCGAAAGAUCAAGUGGAAUCAGAUCCGCGAGGUCUUCGUGGAUGCGCAGAUCUGGCUAUUGUUCUUCUUUGUCCUCCUCAAUGAGAUUAUCAAUGGUGGCAUUGCCAACUUCUCCAAGCUUAUCGUCAAGGGCUUUACUCAUGAUGCGCUGCUUACUACGGCCUACGGUAUCCCCUACGGUGCUUGCAAUGCUAUUUUCAUGUUCACGGGUCCUUACGCGGCAUCCAAAUUCAAGAAUGUCCGCACAAUUGUUAUGUGCGUUUGGCUUCUGCCCACACUGAUUGCUGUGAAUCUCUUCUGGCAACUUCCCCGAACCAACAAGGGCGGUCUCCUCGCUGGAUACUACAUGUGCGCAUCCUUCGUUGGCGCUCUCAUCGUCGCCCUUCAAAUGCCCGCCUCGAACGUCGGUGGCUACACCAAGCGAACCACUGCCACAGCCUUCGUCUUCCUGGCAUACUGUAUCGGCAACAUCAUCGGUCCCCAUGGCUUCAUUGGCUCUGAAGCGCCCAUCUACCAAACUGGCUGCAAGCUCAUCAUCGGUUGUGUCGCAGGCCAAGUUGUCCUCGCGAUUAUCUUGCGUUUUGUGCUCAUUCGCCGCAACCGUCUCCGUGAUGAGAAGGGACCUGUCAUUGAGGAUGAGAAUGCCGCGUUGCAGGAUCUUACCGAUUUUGAGAACCCCAACUUCCGAUACUCGUACUAA